Spirodela intermedia is the source of this 435-nucleotide messenger RNA. The record is from the annotation of a GenBank genome assembly. Lineage: Eukaryota; Viridiplantae; Streptophyta; Magnoliopsida; Alismatales; Araceae.
AUGGCACCCAAGGCGGAGAAGAAGCCCGCCGCCGACACGGCAACGGAGGAGAAGAAGACGGCGGGGGAGAAGGCUCCCGCAGAGAAAAAGCUGAAGGCGGGGAAGAGGUUGCCUCCCAAGGACGCAUCCGGCGAGAAGAAGAAGAAGACGAAGAAGGGCGUGGAGACGUACAAGAUGUACAUCUUCAAGGUGUUGAAGCAGGUCCACCCCGACAUCGGCAUCUCCAGCAAGGCGAUGGGAAUCAUGAACAGCUUCAUCAACGACAUCUUCGAGAAGCUCGCUCAGGAGGCUUCCCGUCUUGCUCGAUACAACAAGAAGCCCACCAUUACCUCCCGGGAGAUUCAGACCUCCGUCCGCCUCGUCCUCCCUGGCGAGCUGGCGAAGCAUGCAGUAUCUGAGGGCACCAAGGCGGUCACCAAGUUUACGAGCGCCUAA